GUGGCAGAAGCAUGUGGUUGCUCCCCGUAUUCGGUGGCCGAGUCCUAACUGGGGACGUGCCGCCCCCUUUGCCCACUCUUCUCUACCUCGUUAUAGGAUAUCUCACCUGUUCACAGAGCUUAGCAUUAUCAUCUCUUCAUAACCUUUUCACAGAUACAGAGAAAAUGAUUCUUUUAGGAUCAAAUAAACCAGAUUUUUCUCAUAUUGAGAUUAUAGAAUCACCUACUGUGAAAUUGCAUAAAAAGAACAAAACAGCAGAUAACCGGUUAAGGGACAAACUACUGCUUCAGCUACAUUCCUUGGAGGAAAAGUUUACUCUGGACUUGAAAAGAAAUCCUUCUCUUAGUACAACACUGCCAAUUAAGAAGAAACCUUGCUUCUACCAUGGAAAAUCCCGCCAACACAAGGAUAGUGUAGCAGCUGUCUCUCUUUGCGACGGAGUGAGAGGAUACAUCCAUACACCCGAUGCCAGCUAUACAAUUCAUCCUCUACCAGACAACGUAGUACAAAGGAUACAAGAUAACAAAUAUAAGAAACCUCACAUCGUUGUUAGAAGAGAAAUUUCUCCAGAUACGUUUUGUCCUCAUGCACUUCGGAAAAAUAAUCACUUUUCGUUGAGUAAUGUAACGGAAGAAGAACCAUCCACCACAUCUCUAAAAACUACUCCAGCCAUGGAAGAAGAGGAUUCUUCGUCAGGGAUGAAUAAAACAAGGGAAAGACGUUCAACCGAAUCCAAAGGCUCUGCUGUUAUUGAAACAGCCGUAUUCAUUGACCAAGCGCUGUAUGACCAGAUGAGGAGAACUUUUCCAAGUGACACAGACAGACAAUUAUCUACGUUUGUUUUAACCAUGAUGAAUGCGGUACAACGAUUGUUCCAACAUUCUUCUUUGGGAAAAUCUCCAGAUAUCCGUUUAGUUUUGUUGGAAACUCUGAAGACACAGCCUCAGGAGUUGCAUCCGUCGGACAAUAUUGAUACUUACCUCACUAAUUUCUGCAUCUGGCAACAUAACAGACGUCAUUAUGGAAGAGGAAAGUCGCCUCGGUGGGAUCACGCUCUGCUACUGUCUGGAAUUAAUAUGUACGUGGUGGACGAGAGUGGACGAAGGAAACGUCAUGUUGUCGGUCUAGCUCCUGUCAGCGGCAUGUGUAAUCCUCUUAAUAGCUGUACCAUAAGCGAAGGCACUAGUUUUCAAACUGUGCUAGUGGCUGCUCACGAGAUGGGGCACAGUUUAGGGAUGGAACAUGACGGACACCAAGAUGGGAAUCACUGUGAUUCCGAUACUUAUGUGAUGUCGCCUACACUGGGAGCUGGUAAAACUACAUGGUCCGCUUGUAGCAGACAAUACCUAGAGAAAUUCCUUAGGUCGCCUCAAGCGAGUUGUUUGCAAGUUCCUAGUCCCUACACCACUGAUCUACUGGAACCAGCUCCAGAGAAAUUACCAGGACAAGUCUACGAUGCUGAUUAUCAAUGCACUCUACGUUACGGUGACGGAAGUAGAAGAUCAAAUCUGCAGACAUCAGAGGAAAUAUGUAGAAUGCUGAGAUGCGAUACUGGGUAUGGAAGCAAAGGAGUUUCGUUUGCAGCUCAUCCUGCUUUAGAAGGCACCAGCUGUGGAAGAGACAAGUGGUGCCAAGGCGGCAUGUGUGUUCACAUGCAAAGAGCUGCUGGAACUUUGAGAGGCCGAGUCAUAGACGGAGGUUGGAGUGCUUGGUCGGCUUACAGUCCCUGCUCUUCGGAUUGCGUUGCCAGAGGAUCCUCUCCCGCAGUAGGAAUCAUGGUAUCUACACGAAGAUGCGAUAAUCCAAAACCACAAAAUGGCGGCCGUUUUUGCGUUGGUAAAGACAGGAGGGUUCUUACCUGUGAUGCUUCAAGGAUUUGCUCAUUAUCGACCCGGAAACUAAUGCUGGAUGAAUUCAUAAGUGACACUUGUCGUCAAGCUUCUGCUAGAGACAACACUUUAGAAGUAACGGGUACCCAAUUUCCCAGUCAAGAAAAUUCCCAUUCAUGCUACGUUUGGUGCCAUAAACGAGGAGGAGGAUAUAUGACCCAAGGCUGGACCAUUCCAGACGGAACACCCUGCUGGAGAGGAUACAACAAUCAAAACAUGUACUGCGUGAAAGGAGAAUGUCAG
Molecule: messenger RNA, 2132 nt
Organism: Stegodyphus dumicola
Lineage: Eukaryota; Metazoa; Arthropoda; Arachnida; Araneae; Eresidae
Product: A disintegrin and metalloproteinase with thrombospondin motifs adt-2-like
Biological process (GO): extracellular matrix organization; proteolysis
Cellular component (GO): extracellular matrix
Molecular function (GO): metalloendopeptidase activity
Source: RefSeq, a predicted model, not a curated record